GAUCACCGGUCCGCUGUGUCCCUCGAACACAGCGGAUCACGGAAAGAGCCGAAGAUGUUGGCUCGGUCAUGUGAUCAGCUGUGUCCAAUCACCACUGAUCACAUGGCACUGAUGAUCAAUGUGGCCCCAGAAGUGCCACCUGUCAGUGCUCAUCAGUGCCAAUGCCCAUCAGUGCCAGUGCACAUCAGUUCCACAUCAAUGCCACAUAUCAGUGCAUACCAGUGCACAUCAAUGCCACAUAUCAGUGCCUAUCUGAUCUGCCUUUCAAUGUCACCCAUCAGUGCCAGUCAGUGCCACCUAUCAAUGCCAAUCAGUGCCACCUAUCAGUGCUGCCAAUCAGUGCCGCCUAUUAGUGCCAGUCAGUGUCGCCUAUCAGUGCCAGUCAGU
This is a messenger RNA of Staurois parvus, 387 nucleotides long. Lineage: Eukaryota; Metazoa; Chordata; Amphibia; Anura; Ranidae. The record is from the annotation of a GenBank genome assembly.